AUGUCGACAAGUCCUAAAGCUGAAGAUAAGACUGUUGAGAAACAGGAAUUGAAGGACGAAAAGUCCACCGAAACCAAGGCAACCACACAAGACAAGACUACUACCACUACCCAUGAACAGGAACAAGAUACUGAACCCAAGGCUGUGGAUCCUGAUGAGCUUAUUGAUAUGAGCACAUUUGAACAAUUGCUGGAUAUGGAUGACGAGGAAGAUCACGAGUUCUCUUACAGCAUUGUCCUCAACUAUUUUGAACAAGCUGAAGCAACAUUCAAAGAUAUGGAUGCAGCAUUAGAAAAGGAUGAUCUUUCAGAGCUUUCUCGCCUUGGACAUUUUCUCAAAGGAAGUUCGGCUGCUAUUGGUUUAAAGAAGGUCAAGGCCACAUGUGAAAAGAUUCAGAAUAUUGGUAAUCGACAGGAUGAGGUUGGUGCGUCUCUGGAAGAAGCCGAUGCCCUUGACCGGAUCAAGAAGCUCUUACCACAAGUCAAGGAUGAAUACAAGGAGGCAGAGGAAUAUCUCAAGAGUUUUUAUGAUGUCCAAGAUGCUCGAUAA
Messenger RNA from Lichtheimia ornata, 549 nucleotides. RefSeq lists its product as uncharacterized. Bases 1 to 549 code for a protein of 182 amino acids. The record is from RefSeq and is a predicted model, not a curated record. Gene Ontology annotation, molecular function: protein histidine kinase binding; histidine phosphotransfer kinase activity. The transcript is spliced from 3 exons. Gene Ontology annotation, cellular component: nucleus; cytoplasm. Gene Ontology annotation, biological process: phosphorylation; phosphorelay signal transduction system. NCBI's taxonomy places the organism in Eukaryota, Fungi, Mucoromycota, Mucoromycetes, Mucorales, Lichtheimiaceae.